This is a messenger RNA of Salvia hispanica, 745 nucleotides long. NCBI's taxonomy places the organism in Eukaryota, Viridiplantae, Streptophyta, Magnoliopsida, Lamiales, Lamiaceae. The record is from RefSeq and is a predicted model, not a curated record.
CAUCCUUCUUCAACACUCCAAUCUUCAAGAACCAAAAAAAAAAAAAGAUGAAGAACCACACCACCCUUUUUCUCCUCUCAAUAAUCUCCUAUCUCCUCAUCGCCACACAAGCAAGAAAACAAAUCCCCACAGCCGCCGCCGCUGCCGGAAAAUCAUGGGUCCGUACCAUCGUCCGAGGCAGCGAGAACAUAACACAGCUCCAUUUCUACAUCCACGACGUCCGAGCAGGUGAAAACGCCACCUUAUACCGCGUGGCCAACUCCUCCAUCACCGCCACCUCCCCCACCAGCUUCGGCUCGGUCAACGUCUUCGACGACCUCAUCACCGCGGAGCCCGACAUAAACGGCGAGCAAGUCGCCCGGGCGCAGGGCACCAGCACCUCCGCGGACCUCGUAAACCAGGCCGUCGCCAUCAACAUGAACUUCUACAUAACGUCGGGAGAGUUCAGCGGGAGCACGGUGAGCAUUGCGGGAAGGAAUCCCGUGACAGAGGCGUCGCGCGAGCUGCCGGUGAUUGGAGGCACUGGAGCCUUCCGAUUCGCCCGGGGAUAUGCCGUUACGACUACUUAUUUGCACGAUUCGGAGGCGAAUUAUAGCAUUCUUGAGUAUACGGUUUAUGUCACGUACUCAAAUGUCGCACUAUGGAGUGGCAUGUAAAAUAUUUAUACUUAUAUAUAUAUGUUGGCAUAACAAGCAUUGUAUUAUCAAUGUCUUAUUAAUAAGGUUUAAUCCUUUGGUUUCGGUCA